This is a messenger RNA of Bicyclus anynana (squinting bush brown), 2463 nucleotides long. Its product is annotated as protein henna. The record is from RefSeq and is a predicted model, not a curated record. NCBI's taxonomy places the organism in Eukaryota, Metazoa, Arthropoda, Insecta, Lepidoptera, Nymphalidae. Gene Ontology annotation, biological process: L-tyrosine biosynthetic process; L-phenylalanine catabolic process. The transcript has 6 exons. Gene Ontology annotation, molecular function: phenylalanine 4-monooxygenase activity; iron ion binding. The coding region runs from base 148 to 1503 and encodes 451 amino acids.
UUUCUUAGAGGCGUGCCUUCGUCCAGACACCACGUCGUUAUAGAUUUUUACAAUUUUUGAAUAUUCCCGCGGAAUAACUAUAUAGAAAAUAAAUUACAGACGUAGAGAUUAAUCUUUCGGGGCAUUUGUGUAAUUAAUUUAAUAAUAAUGGAGAUGCUUACGCCCACGCAAGAGGAAAUGUUUACUAAAAACAAGCGCAAGCUUAAUCAUGCCGGCAGCUAUGAAGGACCCGAUACCAGCAAAUCAACGUGGCUUCUCUUUUCCCCCGCAACUCCUGAUGAAGCUGGCUCUUUGGCGCGGUUUCUUAGCAUAUUCUCCUCUCAUGGCGUAAACCUUAACCACAUUGAAUCUAGAUCUUCAGCUAGGAGACCUGGGUACGAAUUCAUGGUAGAAUGUGAGCAUGGUUCUGGUAACUUUGGCGCUGCGUUGGAAGAGUUGACACAGAUUGCUGGAUAUUUGAAUGUAAUUUCUAGGAAUUACAAAGAUAACAUAAGCACUGUGCCAUGGUUUCCUCGACGUAUCAGAGAUCUGGAUAGAUUUGCCAGUCAGAUACUUUCUUAUGGCGCUGAGCUGGAUUCAGAUCAUCCUGGGUUCACUGACCCUGUGUACCGUGACAGAAGGAAGUACUUCGCUGACAUCGCUUUCAAUUACCGACAUGGGCAGCCUCUACCACACGUGGAUUAUACCAAAGAAGAGACUCAGACCUGGGGAGCAGUGUUCAAGAAACUUACAGAGCUAUAUCCAACUCACGCUUGCAAAGAGCACAACCACGUGUUUCCGCUUAUGAUUGAGAACUGUGGAUACAGAGAAGACAACAUUCCACAGUUAGAAGACGUUUCUAACUUCUUGAAAGACUGCACUGGUUUUACAUUACGACCAGUGGCUGGGCUGCUUUCUUCGCGUGACUUCCUGGCGGGGCUAGCGUUCCGCGUGUUCCACAGUACGCAAUACAUAAGACACCACUCCCGGCCGCUCUACACGCCAGAACCUGACGUGUGCCACGAACUGCUCGGUCACGCGCCAUUGUUCGCUGAUCCAGCGUUCGCACAGUUCUCGCAAGAGAUUGGUCUUGCCUCCUUGGGAGCGCCUGAUGAUUUUAUAGAAAAAUUGGCUACGUGUUUCUGGUUCACCGUGGAGUUUGGUCUGUGUCGACAAGAGGGACAGCUGAAGGCUUUCGGCGCUGGUCUGCUGUCGUCAUUCGGCGAACUACAGUACUGCCUCUCAGACAAGCCAGAGUUGAGAGAGUUCGAGCCGAGCGUCACGGGUGAACAGAAGUACCCCAUCACGGAGUAUCAGCCAGUCUACUUCGUUGCUCAGAGCUUUGAGAGCGCCAAAGAAAAAAUGAUAAAGUUCGCCCAAACAAUACCCCGAGAGUUCGGCGUGAGAUACAACCCGUACACGCAAAGCAUUGAUAUCCUGGACUCGCCGCGUCAGAUGACAGACCUCCUCAAACAGAUCCGGACUGAAAUGGAACUCCUACUGGGUACAAUGGAAAAACUGUAGUAAUCUUAGAUUUUCCUUCCUACUACGUUUCUUCUUUUGAAUUUAAAUAGAUUUGAAUUCAAUAUCAUCAUCAUCAUUCAAUACUGGAUUUUUUUGGAUUUACAAGACGGAGGUCCUAGGUUCGAUCCCCGGCUGGGCCGAUUGAGGUAUUCUUAAUUGGUCUAGGUCUGGCUGGUGGGAGGCUUCGGCUGUGGAUAGUUACCGGCUAAGACGUACCGCCAAGCGACUUAGUGUUCCGGUACGAUGUCGUUUACGAACCGAAAAGGGGUGUGGAUUUCCAUCCUCCUCCUAAUAAGUUAGCCCGCUUCAAUCUUAGACUGCAACAUCACUUACCAUCAAGUGUAGUCAAGGGCUAACUUGUAAACAAUAAAAAAAAGAAAGAAAGACUGGACAUAGGCCUUUUCGAUAGCAUGCCAUCACAUACGAUUCUCCGCCUUUCUCAUCCAGCCACUUCCCUCAACCAUCGACCAUCCUGGAGGAAGUCCUAUACUGCGGUUGCUGGUAAGUGGUCUCCACUCCAGAACACGUCUGCCCAGCGGCCAUCUUUUGAUGUUGAUGUUGAUGUUGAUGAUGAUGAUGAUGAUGAUUAUGAUUAUGAUUAUGAUGUUGAUGUUGAUGAUGAUGAUGAUGAUGAUGAUGAUGAUGAUGAUGAUGAUGAAAUAAAUAUGGCUCUAUACUUGGACGGUUGUAAGCCCUUUUAAACCAGCAAACUACCAUAUAAUAUUUGGUUAUUGUUAUGUUUAUUAAUAGUUAACGAUGUAAUAUUUUAUGAUUACAAUGAUAUGAAGUAUAGUAUGUAGGCAUUUUACGUCUGUAAUAUCAUGAAAAUUCAGAUACUGCAGGACGUUGUGUAAUAUUACUUAGAUAUAAGAUUAAUUUGUUAUUUUACCUAAGUAAGUACAAUAAUAUAAACAAUUUGUUAUCAAUAUGAUACGAGUUUCUAAACAUAAUAUUAGAAUU